Molecule: messenger RNA, 2418 nt
Organism: Carassius carassius (crucian carp)
Lineage: Eukaryota; Metazoa; Chordata; Actinopteri; Cypriniformes; Cyprinidae
Product: N-acetyllactosaminide beta-1,3-N-acetylglucosaminyltransferase 2-like
Exons: 2
Coding region: 477-1670 (397 amino acids)
Cellular component (GO): membrane
Molecular function (GO): hexosyltransferase activity
Source: RefSeq, a predicted model, not a curated record
UUUCAAACAGUGAUUUACAUUGUGGCAUUGUGGAUAUGAAGACAUUUGAGUGGAGUCACAGUGGAAGAGUGUUUUUGCAAAUAAUUUCAGAAUUUGUUUAGCUUUAGAGCUUGAUGUACCAUUGUGAAAAGUACUAGACACACUAGAUUUUCACCUAGUGAUUUCAAGCAAGGUCAACAAAUAAUUGAGCUCAAACCAUGUGGACUAAUCCUCAAGUGUCAACAGACUGUUUACUUUUGCUGUUUCAGGCCCUGAUGUUCUCUCAAAUCUUCCAUGUGUCCAUUAGUGCAGCAGCAGGAAAACAUGUUUGUUUUUCUUUCUCCCCAGAUCUGGAUUUCCUCUCCACACCAUCCCUGUUUCUGUGAUUCGCUCUGUUAGUGAGUCAGGAUGGGCUAAAAACAUUUGCUAGCACCUGCGCACCAUACAUCUGGACCCUCCACAGUCUCGCCUGUGCACAGGUGUUGAGUCUCGACACCAUGCAGGGACCUCGGAGGAAGAUGAAGGUCAUGGUGAUGAUGACGAUGGUGUUCAUCUUCAUAGUGGUGGAGGUUUCUCGCAAUGCUGGGAAGGGAGACAGCAACAAAAAUAAGCAGCUGUUUCCCACAAAGCGUUUCUGGGCAAAAGAUCUUCCCAGUAACGCAUACUGGAAUCGCCUGCAGCAACAGCUGAACUACAUCAACAACCGCAACCUAGAAAAGCUCAACUUCACGACUGAUAAGCUUCCAGACUGGCUAAACGACACGGUCAGUCUGGACUCCUGUGAGCCAGACUUCAAGGUAACCACCCAAGUCAAGGAUUACAACUCGCUACCAGAUCGCUUCAAGGACUUCCUGCUGUCUAUGCGCUGCAGGUCCUAUCCCAUCGUGCUGGACCAGCCAAACAUGUGCAAAGACCCACCGUUCCUCCUCCUAGGUAUUAAAUCUUUAGUCCCACACUUUGAUCGACGUCAGGCCAUCCGCCAGUCAUGGGGCAAAGCUGGUCGCCUUGCAAACAAAACAGUUGUCACGGUGUUUCUUCUUGGAAACGCAACCACGGAGGACUACUUCCCAGAUCUCUCAAAGAUGCUCCAACAUGAGAGCUCCAUACAUCAGGAUAUUCUUCAAUGGGACUAUAGGGACACCUUUUUCAACCUCACCAUCAAGGAAGUGCUUUUCCUGGAAUGGCUGAGCACCCGCUGUCCAGGAGUCAGUUACAUUUUCAAGGGCGAUGACGAUGUUUUUGUUAACACCGUCCGCAUUCUAGACUUCCUAAGCAAUCUUUCUCAUGCCAAAGCCAAGGAACUGUUUGUAGGAGAUGUGAUCACCAAUGCUGGUCCGCAUAGAGACAAAAAGGUCAAGUAUUUUAUCCCGGAGAGCGUGUUUGUUGGUACGUACCCUUCUUAUGCGGGUGGGGGCGGUUAUUUGUUCUCGGGACAGCUGGUCCAGAAACUUCAUAACAUCUCAAGGUCGGUGCCCCUCUACCCCAUUGAUGAUGUCUACACAGGUAUGUGCCUUAAGAAAUUGGGUCUUGCCCCUGAAAAGCACAAAGGCUUCAGAACCUUUGAUAUCGAUGAGAAAUAUCGCAAUAAUGCCUGUGCCUAUAAAAGCCUGAUGCUGGUCCAUCCCAGAAGUCCUCAACAUAUGAUUAAAAUCUGGGCUUGGCUGAAUGACCCAGCCUUGAACUGUCGCUGAACUGCUGAUCUAGGGUUUUGGCUGCUUUAAAGGGACCGUUCACCCAAAAACGUUAAUUCUGUCAUCAUUUACUCACCCUCAUGACAUUCCAAACCUUUAUGACUGACUUCCUUCCUUUUCUUGCUUUCUUUCAUGUUCUUUGACCAGAAAAGCACUGUGAUAUUUUUCAAUGAAGUCAGUGGGAUCCAGGUUUUUUUUUUAUUUUGGUCCCCAUUGACUUUCAAUGCAUGGACAUAGUCAUUUUUCAGAAUGUAUUCUUCUGCAGUUUGGAAUAACGAGAUGGUAAAUAAAUGAUGACAAAAUUGUCAAUUUUGGGUGAACUAGCCCUUUAACAUUUUACUGUGUUCUAAUGUGAUUUUUAUUUAGCAUCUUUAUGGACUUCAUUUCAUGUCAAAGGUCAGAAGCAAUGAUGAGCUCUUUAGAUGUGGCUCUGAUUUUCUACCCACGUAGUAUGGCAAUUUCUUGACUUUUUGUGUCAAGAAAUUCUGCUGAUAAUGUUACAAGUAUUUAUACAGUGCUUUCUGGUUGUGUGAUCAGCAGUGGAGGAUGUAGUUCAGCUGGUCUGGACAUGGCACUGUCGAUACACUGCACACCUUGGCAUAUGUCUGUUGAUCAUUGAGUUUUAUUUUUUUUUCUAUUGGAGAAUUCUGUUGCAUUAUUCUAAAAUGAACAUGUUUGAACACUCAUACAUUAAGAAAUCUUGCAGACAUCUAUGCAGCCUUUACAAGCCUCAUCCAUACUUGCUGUU